This is a messenger RNA of Papaver somniferum (opium poppy), 642 nucleotides long. RefSeq names its product F-box protein At3g07870-like. The transcript has a single exon. NCBI's taxonomy places the organism in Eukaryota, Viridiplantae, Streptophyta, Magnoliopsida, Ranunculales, Papaveraceae. The record is from RefSeq and is a predicted model, not a curated record. The coding region runs from base 1 to 642 and encodes 213 amino acids.
AUGGAAGAUGAUAUGAAAGGUGGUCUCUUUUUCUCCAUAGGAGACGAUUUGGCCAGUUCAACGCAACUCUACUACCGUGACAUCGACGACGAAGAAGGCAAAAACAGCACUCGCUUCUCUCUAGACACACUUACAAAGAUUGACCAUCCUCCCGUUAAUAUUAAUGAUCACUUGUCCUCACCAUCCAUGGUUGGUUCAUGCAACGGUUUGGUCUGUAUCUAUGACACCCGCAAUCGUAUCUGUGAUCCAAUAUACAUCUGCAAUCCCAUCUCUGGAGAAUAUGUCAAUCUUCCCCGACUAGGCGAAAAGCCAUAUCAAACCUUAGAUCAUACGGUAAGUGGGUUUGGUUACCACCAAUCCACCCAUGAGUACAAGGUUGUUAGAAUCUUCUACCACUACGAGGAACAAGGAGUACAAGUCGACGUCCAAGUAUACACUCUUGGUGACAACAGAGGAUGGAGAAACAAACAAGUAACCACACGGUACUCGUUGGGGUCUUCUCCUGGUAUAUUUGUCUAUGAAGCACUUCAUUGGAAAGACGCCUCAAAGAAACAAGUUGUGGCGUUUGAUUUGGGACUGAGGAAUUCAAAACUCUCCCAAGACCCCCUUGUGUGUCAACCAGUUGGGGUAUCCAGGUGCUAG